AUGUCUGGUCAAAUCGGUUCUAAUUCGGAGGAUGAUGUUGAUUUUGUGCCAUCAACUAAUGUUGAAGAAAUACAAUCUGUUAGUAAUACAUUAGAUGAACAUCAGAAUACAGGGAGAAAAAGAACUUCUCGUGCUUGGGAUCAUUUUACUCGACAAGAAAUUGAUGGUAAAUUUAAAGCGGAUGGCUUAUCUGUCAUUGGUGAUAGUGUUGACAAAAUUCGAGACAGUGUUGCUUAUUGGUCGGGCACACCAAAAAGACAUGAAAAAUUUGAGGACACUGCUCGUCAACUUGGAGUACCAUACACCAAAAAAAUAUCACUUGAUUGUGUAACAAGGUGGAAUUCCACUUUUCUAAUGCUUAGCACAGCUUUAUCGUACAAGACAGUAUUUGAACGUGCAAGGUUACGUGAGUUGAGAUUGAGGUGUGCCCCUUCGGAAAUUGAUUGGCAAAAUGCUCAACAAUUAUGUGAUAAAUUAGAGGUGUUUCAUGAAGUGACGAGCUAUUCUGGGAACAAAGACAUGGCAACUCAAAUGAUGUCUAAGUUUCAAAAAUAUUGGAAAGAGAUUCAUGGGCUUAUGUGUGUGGCGGUUGUUUUAGACCCGAGAUACAAGUUUAUGUUGCUCGAAUACUAUUUCCCUGUAAUCUAUGGAGAUGAGCAAUAUGUAACUCAAAUUACAAAUAUUCGUGAGCUUUGUUGCGAGUUACUGGAGGAGUAUGGGUCUAAGUUUCCUGAUUUGAGAGAGAGAAGGGUUCAGGUAGACAAUGUAUCAUCUUCUUCGACACGGCGAAUGGAUGCUCUUUCUAACUUUGACAGAUAUGUUAGAGCUUCCUAUCGAGUAGAAAAUAUGAAGUCUGAACUAGAUUUAUAUUUGGAGGAGAACUUGGUACCUAGGACUGAAGAGUCAUUUGAUAUAUGCAAUUAUUGGAAGGUGACGGGCCUCAAAUACCCUUUGUUGAGUAUGAUUGCUAAGGAUGUGUUUGCGUGCUGUUAG
Cannabis sativa is the source of this 993-nucleotide messenger RNA. RefSeq names its product zinc finger BED domain-containing protein RICESLEEPER 2-like. Lineage: Eukaryota; Viridiplantae; Streptophyta; Magnoliopsida; Rosales; Cannabaceae. The record is from RefSeq and is a predicted model, not a curated record. Gene Ontology annotation, molecular function: protein dimerization activity; DNA binding. The transcript has 3 exons. The coding region runs from base 1 to 993 and encodes 330 amino acids.